Molecule: messenger RNA, 727 nt
Organism: Pelobates cultripes (western spadefoot toad)
Lineage: Eukaryota; Metazoa; Chordata; Amphibia; Anura; Pelobatidae
Source: the annotation of a GenBank genome assembly
CCACGGACCUGAGCGGACGCAAAUCGUGUAUGCUCCGGCCAAACCGGAAAAAAAUCAACGGCUAACCGAUCUGGACAAGCCGAUCCAGCCAGAAAAUCAUACAGCAGAGCAAGGGGGAAACGGUACUGACCGACUGAAAAUACGCUGCAAGGUCAGGGUGAUCCUUGUCGCCACGCCACCGAUGGAGAGCGGGACAACCGACCCAGCAAACAUGGGACGGAGAUCACAACGAGCAGCCACAGGCGGAGGUACAAACGCCAAGGACAUCAGCUCAAUGCCGCAGCGCCCAGCGGAACCAAAGAUGGCCGCCAUAUCUGAACAGGACACCAGCUCUGCAGGAUUAGAGCAACCAUCGGGGGUACUCACAGACCCACAGUCACACAUGGACGUUCAGCCGGACCCUGAUGCACUAAUCCCAGCCACCAAACUGGACAUCAGAAACCUCCUGGCAGAGCUGAAACAGAUGUCUGCGGUGGACAUGGCCUUGCUGCGCACCGAGGUCCAGGCGGUGACAGACCGUGUGCAAACCACGGAGGAGGCCAUUUUAGACGUGCAGCAUGAGAUGAGAGGCCUUAAAGAAACAGUAAUGCAACUUCAAACCGCCCAUUCUGCUCUGCUCAACAAACUGGAUGCUGCAGAAGACAGAAACCGCAGAAACAAUGUAGAAAUAAGGGGCAUACCCAUCACUACCACAUUACCUCAGACGCCUCACAGGCAAAGAAGCUGA